Closterium sp. NIES-67 is the source of this 369-nucleotide messenger RNA. The record is from the annotation of a GenBank genome assembly. NCBI's taxonomy places the organism in Eukaryota, Viridiplantae, Streptophyta, Zygnematophyceae, Desmidiales, Closteriaceae.
CCCCCUCGCACCUGAAUGGGGUCGAUGGUGCCUUUCGAGUCGACUCAAAAGUCAACCCGUGGCUCCCGAACACUCUCCGCAUGGCAUCUACGGCCGUCAUGCUACGACCGUCAUGCUACAACCGUCAUGCUAGCAGCGCUGCUUGCUACCCCGUACCUGGAUCGCGUCUAUGGUGCCGUGGAUCCCGAACACUCUCCGCAUGGCAUGCUCGAAUCAAAGGCCGUCAAAUUGUGACCGUUAGGCUGGUAGCACCCUCUCGCACCUGGAUCGCGUCUAUGGUGCCUUGGAUCCCGAACACGCUUUUCAUGGCGUGCUCGAACGCGCGCUUGUGGAGCUUGUUGGACUCCGACCCGACACAUUUGGCACGCA